AUGAGAAGAGAUGCUGUGGAGAGAUAUCUGUGAUGCCUAGGUAAUGGCUCCUGCCACUUGACCUAUAGGCUGUGAUGAGAAGUGAAGAGCUGCGUCCUUUCUCCCUGGCUACUAUGGGUUUUGUUAACGCAGAAGAUAUCUCCUCUCUGGUGUUGGGCAGAGGAGCUUCCAUCUAGCUUUCCUGCAUUAACCUGUGUGAGCAGCUGUCAACUUACUGGAGGAAAGAAACUGCCCAGAAAUUUUGAGAUGCUUAAGUAUUUUUAGAUCAAUUAGAC
Callorhinus ursinus (northern fur seal) is the source of this 275-nucleotide messenger RNA. The record is from RefSeq and is a predicted model, not a curated record. NCBI's taxonomy places the organism in Eukaryota, Metazoa, Chordata, Mammalia, Carnivora, Otariidae.